AUUUUCUAUACUGUUGGAGGUUCAACAGCCUUGGCUUAUAGUAUACUUUUAAACAGGGAUAUGGACGCGGAAAGGGCUUUAUGGCUAAACCAGGCGAGUCAAAAAGAUAGUCAAAGUUCCGGAAAACUGAAGAGAGGCAGGGGAGUUAGAAGAUUGAUUUUUGUUGUAUACGUGUUCAUUGCAAUAUGGAUGGUUACUUAUGCCUUUAUUGAGAAGAAAGAAGUAAAAUUUCUUGCUGACAACGAUCUUUGCAAUAGAAUAGCAAAAAACGAAACACCGACAAAAACCUGCUACAGAAGAGAGGAAAAAGAAACGUAUCCAGUUUUUAUAAGCCUUGGAUUAGGAUUGUUGGGGAUCCUGCUUGCGCCUUUAGUCCGAUGUUUGUGCGAGUUUAUUGAACAACUGCUUCACCUGCAGAUGCGAAACAGAAAAAGUGUAUUUGGGUUGUUUAAAUCAUGCUUCAGUGUAGUGCCGUGGAGGGCCGUCGGUGUUGUUUUUGUAAUCGAUUUUAUAUUCUGCAUGAUUGGGAGGAAGAGCUUUCAAACUGGAGACUUCAUGUUUAUCUUCGGAGGCAUCGGUGUUUAUCCAUUGGUAGCAUAUUUACUUAAAUUGGACGGACAGUCGAAGGUUGAUCUUGCGAGAAGUCUAGAGGAAAAAGGGCUGUAUCCAGCAUACACUAUUGCCUGGUAUUACUAUUUAAAUUAUCUCAGAAAUGCUGUACCGAUAUUCCGCAGAUAUUUUUGCAGUAAGGAAACUCCAAAUGGUAUUUCUCAUUUAGACUUUAAAAAACUGAUCGUGCUUUUUCCCCACAACGCCACUAAAAAACCACUGUUUGAAAUAGACAAUAGCUUGAAAAAAAUUGGUGGUUUUUCCCAAGGUGGAUACAACUUCCCUGUUUAUGAAUUUACAUCCCAUGGAAAGCAGUAUAAGUGUGUUAUAGUGUGUGCUGAUGAACCAAUACAAUCUUUGCAACAGAUGUGUUCUCAUGAAGGGGUUAAAUGUAUACAUGAAGAUGAUCUAAGAGAGCAAGUUGACUUGCUGUACCAAACAUUGGAAAAUGAAGUUCUCCAUAGAGAUGAAGAGUGCAGAAAUAAUUGUAUUUUCAUAAGUAUAGAAACAGAAAAUAUGGUGAAUGGAUGGCUUACUGAACAAAUCAUGCAAAAUAUCAGAAAAAUUGAAUCUGAAACUGAGCACACAGCACUGCUGCAUGAGGAGACCAACAAGAACUACUUACUAUCAGAUAAAGAAUCAGGUCAAGACUUUUCAAGAAUCAAUACCCCUCAUAUCUUUGUGACACCUCACACACACAUGACCACUUCAGAGGCUACACGAACUAAAGUUGUCAAGCGUCAUCACCGUCACUUGCCAGAAAGAGUAGUACAAAACAGAGAUAUAUCUCUUUUGCUUGCCAGUCAAAACGUCCUCAGGUCAAAACGUCCCCGGGUCAAAACGUCCCCAGGGCAAAACAUCCCCACGCCAAAACGUCCCCGGGUCAAAAUGUCCCCAAGUCAAAAUGUUCCCAGGAUAAAAAAUGGAUUGAUCACAAACUUGAGGAAACCAGUUUAUAAUGAAUAACUCUUAUAACUCUUAAGAUAUGUAAGAGGAAGAUUCCAUCCCUACUACUUUUGGGAUGAAAGUGAAGAAAGUCAAGGUGAAAGGCACUAUGAAGGUGAUUAUUAGUGGCUCAAUAGUUUUGUGGAGCAAAUCAAAUUUCUGGGAACAUCAGACUUUCCGCGUUUGACAUAAUUAUAA
Molecule: messenger RNA, 1752 nt
Organism: Dendronephthya gigantea
Lineage: Eukaryota; Metazoa; Cnidaria; Anthozoa; Malacalcyonacea; Nephtheidae
Product: stimulator of interferon genes protein-like
Exons: 2
Coding region: 61-1575 (504 amino acids)
Biological process (GO): autophagosome assembly; positive regulation of macroautophagy; innate immune response
Cellular component (GO): autophagosome; endoplasmic reticulum membrane
Molecular function (GO): 2',3'-cyclic GMP-AMP binding; cyclic-di-GMP binding
Source: RefSeq, a predicted model, not a curated record